Solanum pennellii is the source of this 1197-nucleotide messenger RNA. Its product is annotated as xyloglucan endotransglucosylase/hydrolase protein 9-like. NCBI's taxonomy places the organism in Eukaryota, Viridiplantae, Streptophyta, Magnoliopsida, Solanales, Solanaceae. The record is from RefSeq and is a predicted model, not a curated record. Bases 132 to 1061 code for a protein of 309 amino acids. The transcript is spliced from 7 exons. Gene Ontology annotation, molecular function: hydrolase activity, hydrolyzing O-glycosyl compounds; xyloglucan:xyloglucosyl transferase activity. Gene Ontology annotation, cellular component: apoplast; cell wall. Gene Ontology annotation, biological process: cell wall biogenesis; xyloglucan metabolic process.
UUCAAGAGGGAGCUGGUUGGAAGACCCUGAUUCUAAAAGAGAAGCUGGCAAAGAAUAUAUAAUGUAUAUUAUUACCAUUUUUUGGUUCAUCAAAGACAUCAGAAGAGGUGGUCAGUAGACACCUAUAUUUUAUGCAGGUGUUAUUACGAGUCAUUGUAGGUCCUGUUUCCUGGAUUUGUUGUACAGUAGAUAAUGUUGUCAUCAUGGGGGCAUACUUUUCCAAGAUUGAAGUUGCAGUACAAGCCCUCAUUUUAGCCACGGGGGUUGGUGUCAACUUCACCGACGUUUUCGAGUCCAGCUGGGCACCGGACCAUAUUGCUGUUGUAGGAGACGAAGUUACUCUCUCCCUUGACAGCGCUUCUGGCUGCGGAUUUGAGUCAAGGUUCAAAUAUUUGUUUGGGAAAGCCAGUGCACAGAUCAAACUAGUUGAAGGAGAUUCAGCUGGAACAGUUAUUGCAUUUUAUAUGUCAUCAGAAGGAGCUAAUCACGACGAACUGGACUUUGAAUUUCUUGGGAAUGUUUCAGGGGAACCAUACCUAGUACAAACAAAUAUCUACGUGAAUGGCAGCGGAGAUCGAGAGCAGAGGCACGGUCUGUGGUUCGAUCCAACAACGGACUUCCACACUUACUCUUUCUUUUGGAAUCAUCAUUCUAUCAUCUUUUCAGUUGAUGAUAUUCCAAUUAGAGUAUUCAAAAACAAGGAGAAAAAAGGUGUUCCAUAUCCGAAAAAUCAAGGCAUGGGAAUCUAUGGAUCGUUGUGGAAUGCAGAUGACUGGGCUACACAAGGAGGGAGAGUGAAGACAAACUGGAGCCACUCUCCAUUUGUUACAACAUUUCGAUCGUUCGAGAUCGAUGCUUGUGAUUUGUGUGGUGAGGACACAAUUGCUGCAGGUGCAAAAUGUGGCAAGUUAGCUAAAUUUUUGUGGGAUAAACCAUCCAAGAAAGGGCUAGAAAAGAGCAAAAAACGCCAAUUCAAAAUGGUUCAAAACAAGUACUUGGUGUAUGAUUAUUGUAAGGAUACUGCAAGAUUCACUCAAAUGCCUAAAGAGUGCUUGUACUAGAGACACCUCGCAAUAUUGUACUUUCUAAAAAUGUGUAUCCAAAUUGCUGAUCAAAAUUUUCUUGUUUGGCUUGUUAUUUGACACUCUUUAACAUUUAAGACAGUUCUAUGGUCAAAAAAUAAAUUCAAUUGUGCUA